Prunus mume (Japanese apricot) is the source of this 3762-nucleotide messenger RNA. Its product is annotated as SNF2 domain-containing protein / helicase domain-containing protein / zinc finger protein-like protein. Gene Ontology annotation, biological process: DNA repair. The record is from RefSeq and is a predicted model, not a curated record. Gene Ontology annotation, molecular function: ATP binding; ATP-dependent activity, acting on DNA; metal ion binding. NCBI's taxonomy places the organism in Eukaryota, Viridiplantae, Streptophyta, Magnoliopsida, Rosales, Rosaceae. Gene Ontology annotation, cellular component: nucleus.
UCAACACCAGAACCAAAAAGAAGCACGUUGAAGACUUUUUUUUUCUUCCGUAUUUAUUAACUUGGGCACUAUUUUUUAAUUUUAAUUUUUUUUUUUUGGGUGAUACUCUCGUUCGUAAUACAAGAUCUCUUUCCAUCCCAGUUCACCCAAAAAAAAAAAAAAAAAAACAGCCUUUCAUUGUUCUAAACGCUACCGUUGGCUCUCUGUCUCCGUCCAUCUUCUCCACUGUAAACCCUAUAAACAGUGGGGAGCACUGCAAUGAGAAUCAGCCAUUACAACUUUACAGGAAGAGGGGAUGCAGCUGCUUAGAUGUUUGGUCAUGCGGAUUAUCUUCAAGAUUUUUUUUAUUCAUCUUGGAGAUAUUGCUCCUUUUUAAGUGGAUUGGUUGGCAGUUUAAUCUCAAAGAAUUGCGCGGAUGUGAUUGGCUUACCUUCAAGAAACUCUCUUUCUAAAUUGGUUGAAGAAAGGGAAACUCAACUUUCAACCUUCAUGGCUCAAAGGGAUUUUAUAGAUAUUAGUUCAUCUGAUAGUGAAACAGAGAGGGAAGAAGGGGAAUCUGUCAACAGUAGAAUUCUUUCACCUUGGGCAUCUGGAACUGGCUCAAAUCCGAGUACAGAUUAUGCUGGGCAGUCUAGAAAGGUGCCUUCUCCUAGAAGAGCAUAUGCUUCUAAUGGAAGCUCUCCUAAUUUUAAUCACCAUGCACAGGUGAAACAGAAGUUUCAUCCCAGUUCAAGCGAUGACAUAAGAACCUCAAGUCGACAGGCGGCUCGAGCACAUUUUGGAAAUGUGGAACAGCCUCAGAAUUCACGAAUCGCUAAUAUUUCUGUUAAGGACUAUGAGAAAAUCUCAUCCCAACGGGAUUUGAAGAGGACCCUUCCCCCAUCUCUGCAGAAUGCAAGAGAUAACAUGGCCCACAGUCAGUUUGGUGAUACUUAUGGAACCAAUGGCAAGGGAUUUAUGAGAGACCAUACCAGGGGCAAUGCCAAUGAAUUUGUUAGGCCUGAGAGCAGUGGGAGUAGGGUCCUGCCUCCCACUUUCAUGCAUGGAAAGUCAUUUUCUACUUCACAGUUUGCUAGUUCAAGUGACCCCGCAUACCAUCCUGGCAUAGGUGAAGAAAGGGUCACUGAUAGUGAUGAGAGACUGAUAUAUCAAGCAGCACUAGAGGAUCUCAAUCAACCAAAAGUUGAAGCUACUCUACCUGAUGGUCUUUUGUCGGUCCCUCUUUUACGGCAUCAGAAAAUUGCUUUGGCAUGGAUGCUUCAAAAGGAAACUAGAAGUCUGCAUUGUCUAGGUGGAAUCUUAGCAGAUGAUCAGGGCCUUGGUAAGACUAUCUCAAUGAUUGCCCUUAUACAAAUGCAGAGGUUUUUGGAUUCACAAUCAAAAUCUAAAGAUUUAGGCAAUCAUAAAACUGAAGCUUUAAAUUUGGAUGAUGAUGAGGACAAUGGCAGUGGUGGUUUAGAUAAAGUCAACAAGACUGAGGAAUCUGAUGAUAUUCGAUCAACUCCAGAAGUUAGUACAUCUGCACGGUCCUUCAAAAAGCAGAGGCCAGCAGCAGGUACAUUGGUUGUGUGUCCAGCAAGUGUUCUUCGACAGUGGGCUAGGGAGCUGGAUGAUAAGGUCGCUGAGGAAGCAAAGCUGCGUGUCCUUAUUUAUCAUGGAGGCAGCAGGACAAAGAAUCCUGAAGAACUGGCUGGCUAUGAUGUGGUUCUCACGACAUAUUCUAUUGUAACCAAUGAAGUCCCGAAACAACCUUUAGUUGAUGAUGAUGAAUCUGAUGAGAAAAAUGGGGAAAAAUAUGGAAUGUCUUCUGAAUUUUCAAUUAAUAAGAAGAGAAAAAAGGCUCCUGUUGUUAGUAAGAAGGGAAAGAAGGGCAGAAAAGGAAUUGAUAGUUCCUCUUUUGAUUGCGGUUCUGGUCCCCUUGCAAGAGUGGGUUGGUUUAGGGUGAUACUGGAUGAAGCUCAGACAAUUAAGAAUCACAGAACUCAAGUGGCCAGAGCCUGCUGUAGCCUUCGAGCCAAAAGAAGGUGGUGUUUGUCCGGUACACCUAUACAAAAUGCAAUUGAUGAUUUAUACAGCUACUUCAGAUUUCUGAAGUAUGAUCCCUAUGCUGUAUAUAAGUCAUUUUACAGUACCAUUAAGGUUCCAAUAUCGAGAAAUUCAAUCCACGGUUACAAGAAGCUUCAAGCAGUUCUGAGGGCUAUAAUGUUGCGUCGAACAAAAGGAACAUUGAUCGAUGGGCAACCUAUAAUUGAAUUACCGCCAAAAACAAUACAUUUGAGUAAAGUGGAGUUCUCAUCUGAGGAGCGGGCCUUCUAUACCAAGCUAGAAGCUGAUUCACGUACUAAAUUCAAGGCCUAUGCUGCUGCUGGGACAGUUAAUCAAAACUAUGCAAAUAUCCUUUUGAUGCUUUUGCGCCUCCGGCAGGCUUGUGACCACCCACUGCUUGUUAAGGGAUAUGACUCUGACUGUGUUGGGAAAGAUUCUGUGAAAAUGGCAAGGCAACUUCCUAGAGUUAUGCUUUUGGAUCUACUGCAUCUCCUGGAAACUUCCUUGGCCCUUUGUCGUGUAUGCAAUGAUCCACCUGAAGACCCUGUUGUUACUAUGUGUGGCCAUGUUUUCUGCUAUCAGUGUGUAUCAGAAUAUUUGACGGGUGAUGACAAUAUGUGCCCUGCUAUUGAAUGUAAAGAACAAGUUGGUCCUGAUAACGUCUUCUCCAAAUCCACUCUCAUAAGUUGCCUAUCUAAUGAUCUUGAUGGUAGUUCAGUGAAUUCUCAGUCGGAUGAGAAAUCAAUUGUGGUACAGAAUGAGUAUAGUUCAUCUAAAAUCAGAGCUGUUAUUAAGAUUUUGCAGUCACAUUGCCAGUUAAACGACUCAAAUUCGGAACCGUACAACUCUACUGGACGCAAUGGAGACCCUUAUUUUGGAACCGAAAUCACAGAUAGUAGCUAUUCAGGUGUUGAUGUUGUAAAGCACACAACAGUAGUUUCAAACUCCCCAAAUGAUGGACCAAUAAAAGCAAUUAUUUUCUCCCAAUGGACUAGCAUGUUGGAUUUAGUUGAAACAUCACUGAACCAAUAUUGUAUACAGUACAGAAGGCUUGAUGGUACAAUGAGUCUGGCAUCAAGAGACAGGGGUGUCAAAGAUUUCAACACUGAUCCUGAGAUCACUGUUAUGCUUAUGUCCCUAAAGGCAGGAAACCUUGGUCUGAACAUGGUUGCUGCAUGCCAUGUUAUCCUUUUGGACCUGUGGUGGAAUCCAACUACUGAAGAUCAAGCUGUUGAUCGGGCACAUAGAAUUGGACAGACUCGACCUGUUACUGUAACACGUCUCACUAUUAAGGAUACAGUGGAGGACAGGAUAUUAGCUCUACAGGAAGAGAAGAGAAAAAUGGUUGCGUCUGCUUUUGGCGAAGAUCAUAGUGGGGGCUCUGCCGCACGUCUGACAGUUGAGGAUCUCAGAUACCUAUUUAUGGUUUAGAACACAAGGCUCAGGCUCAAGUAUUUUUGCUGUAUCAAGGGUUGUCUAGAAACAAUUAUAGAGAAUUAUGAAUCGGGAUCCUGAUUAAUGAAGGAUACAUGAAAUAUGUGGUAGCAGAGCCGGUUGAUGUAGGCUCUGUCAUGGGUGUAGACAGAUGUGCAUCCUAACCUGCGUCCGUUUUUUGACUUCCCAGGCCAAAGAAGGCAUUUUUUGUUCCCCUCAAGUGCUGAGUAGCAGCACCCGUAGGGCGGCUGUAAAUAUUCUAAUCUAUUUUAUUGUACAAAA